Messenger RNA from Helicoverpa zea (corn earworm), 4146 nucleotides. RefSeq names its product protein ALP1-like. The record is from RefSeq and is a predicted model, not a curated record. Gene Ontology annotation, cellular component: nucleus; transcription regulator complex. The transcript is spliced from 3 exons. The coding region runs from base 242 to 1333 and encodes 363 amino acids. Gene Ontology annotation, biological process: regulation of transcription by RNA polymerase II. Lineage: Eukaryota; Metazoa; Arthropoda; Insecta; Lepidoptera; Noctuidae.
GCCGCGAACCGCGAUAGCGAAACUGCGGUAAGUCUGUCCCACACUUCGAAACGUAUCGCGUUAUGUUACAUCUCGCUCUAUCGCCUAUGACUUCCUAUAAUUGCAUCUUAGUUUGUGUGGUAUCGUUGUACCUCGCGAUACUUGUUUCACACGGACGCCGCUGUACCGCCAUUUUAGUUUCGCCGCUGGGAGAGAAACGACGCGAUUUGUCUUUUUCGACAGAAUAUCGCGACGAUACAAGAUGACGGAGGUAGAAACUGAAAGAAUUAUUAAUGAAAUUCGAGGUUAUCCCGAAUUAUACCUUAUGGGACAUCCUGAUUACAAGAAUUCGUAUAAAAAAGAAGUGGCGUGGCGAAAAAUCGAGGGAAGUACCGGCUUGGAUGUGAAAUCACUAAAAGCAAAAUGGAAAAAUCUGCGUGAUACUUACAAGAAGUACAAACAGUCUCAACUAACAUUUAGUGGGCAAGCUGCAAAGAAAUAUGCUAAUUGGGUGUGGGCUGAACACAUGAGUUAUGUGGAUUCUACAACAAAUUUACGAUCUACUGAGAGCACUUUAAAUACUAGCCCUCCAAAACUGCAAGCAGCGGAAAAUAAUAAGAUUGAAAAUUUACUUCAAAAUCCAACGGAUAUAGAAGAACGAGUAGAACCUAUAAUCGGAAAUGAGACACAACAAGAAGCACAGGAUGAUGGGUCAGUAAGCAAUAUUUCAGAGACAGGAAGCGAUCUAUAUCGAAGAAGAAGACGCCGAAACUUAGAUCCAUCCGAUAAAAUUAUUAAUUAUUUAGAAAAGAGGAAGAUUGCAAAAUCAUCUACUCCAAAUACAGGUCAAAAUCUAGUUAAUGUAUUGUGUGACAGGCUUGAUAUGACAUUUUUAGGUUUUGCUGACAGUGUCAAGAAACUUUCUUUGAACAACCAAGCCAUUAUUAAAUUACAAAUCAUGAAAUUAAUAACCGAGUAUGAAUUAAAAGAAAUAACAAGUGACAAUAGACCAAACUCUAGCAACAGUACCUAUGUUUCGACUCCAGAAAGUAUUACUCUCGAUGAUCUUAGCAAUCACAGCAAUCGUAACGUCCGUCAACCAUCCACAUCAGGCGUCAACUAUCAUAAUACACUUUCAAACACGCAAAGCCAAACAGAAAAUCGUGACCUCAAUCAGCCGUCCACAUCAGGUGUCAACACCCAUAAUAAUAUACGAACACCUAAUAUCAUCAUUUUACAAUCAUCUGAAAUCAGUGAUCAACACACAUCACAAAUCAUAACUGAUGAAAAAAGUACUCAAAAGUACAUCAUGAUUCAACCAUCAGACCAAAGAAAUGAUAAUAAGGAAAAGUAGAUGUAGUAUAUGUCGAUACAAGAAGUAAUAGUUCUUCUUCUUCAGAUUCAGAAAGAAACCAGUCUGACUCAAACGACAUGUUGCACUAAAAUGAAUAGGAAAAUGCGAUACUGAAAUGCGGUGUGAAAACGACCGCUCAAAUUUCGCUUGUUUACCGCUUUUUCCUGUUCGCUAUCGCGGUUUGCGGCGUCAGUGUGCUAACGCCGUAAAUGUUGUGAACGAACGACCCCUCAAGCGUCACUAUCCGUCUCGCUCAUCCUAAAAGUCCAAUGUCAAUCGUCAGCCAGUCAGACUGUCAGCGUCACUAUCUAUCUCAUUCUAUCACUUUUGUUCAUUACACACACUCGAGACUCCGAUAUGUUAAUACAAAAAGUAUCAAUUAUUAUUUUUGAAAUGCGCUCAAUUUGAAAAAAAAAUAAGAAAUAUUUUUUUAAAGGCAAGAAAAGUAGCAAGUGUUGCACCAUUUUAAAAUCUUGAUUAAAUGCGCCAUCUUUUGAAAUAACUUGCCAAGGGUAGUGUAGUAAUUUUUUUUUUUCAAUAUGAUGUGUCAAAGUUAACUAACAAUAUUUUUGUGAACGAUUACUCACUAAAACUUAUUUUAUUAAAUUAACGAUGUUUUUUGCAUUAAUUUGUAGUUGCGAUUAACAGCAUAUUUAAUGAAGAUCACAAAAUUAAAAAAAUCACUGCGAAAUUGUGACAUUGGUGAUCACAGGACUUGAAAACGCGACCAAGGGUGUCGAAUUUCAACUUUUUUUUUUUUUAAUCUAUUAUCGCUGAACUGAGUGAUAUGGAUUUUUUUUAUUAUUUUUCCCAGUACUGGUAUAACUUGGCUUUUCAUCCGGUCUCAGAUUAUCGUUGAGUUUUGGGACACCCUGUAUAACUGCCUUAAAAAAAUUACCACUGACUCUAAUCUCAGCAUGGAUCAAAUAAGUGCAUACAGUGCUGAUAAUGCUUCUGUUAAUUAUGGUGCCCAUAAUUCUGUAUUCUAGAAAUUAAAAGAAGAAAAUAAUCAUAUUUUUAAAGCCAAUUAUUAUUGCCACGUUGUUAAUAAUUGCGUAAAAUAUGCAUUAAAAGGCAUCGAUGUUGACAUAGAAAGCAUUGUCAUAAAAAGGAGAUGGCCAAAUUUUCAUAGUAAAAAAACCCAGAAUCGACAGCAAUGAAAUGCUUACCAAUAGGUUCAUUAUGAUAGACCUUUGAUGGUGCCAAAAACUCCAGCCUGAAAUCCAUGGGGUAUAGGAGCUAUAUCAUAUUUUCACAAAAAUAGGUCGUUGAAUUUAUAUUGAUUUUAAAGAUCAUUUACAUCAAGGAACAUAAAAAAAAUCUAUGUACACUAAGAUUAUACUAGCCAACAGUAAUAUCCCCAUAGUUACUGAGAUUGCCUGGUGAUUAAGAGCCCUCGCACAUUACGGCCACCAGUCGCCGCCACUAAACGCGACCACCAGUAGUUCGGCUAGACCACUACACGCCGCCACCAGUGGCAGCCACUAGUGGCCGCAUCAAGCCACCAGUGGCUGCCACUUGCGUCAGACACUAGCUGCAAGUAUCUCGACAGAGGUAGACGUGUGUUGCCCAAGAAUGGACGCACUCUUGAUUUCGCUAUUGUUGCUUAUUAUUCUAAAACGUAGAAAACGGCGCCGAAUUCAGAACCAUCGACGACCAAUUCAUCGGCGUCACUGGGUACAUCCAAUUCUGACAUCACGCAAUAAAAAUGGACAGCACAAAUUGCUGUUCGAAGAGUUAAAAUGUUAUCCAGAUAAGUUCUUCAAGUAUUUUAGAAUGAGCGUGAACUCAUUCAAUGAAUUACUUAGCGUUUUGCACGAUGACCUCAAACAUCAAGAUACACGCAUGAGAAAAAGCAUCUCUCCAACAGAAAGGCUGGCUAUAACUUUAAGGUACCUUGCUACUGGUUGUUCAUUUGGUGAUUUUGAAUUAGUAUAUCGAUGUGGUGCGUCAACUGCGAGAUUGAUUGUAAAAGAAACAUGUAAAUUGAUCUAUGCAUCACUUCAAGAUAUCUGCGUACCACAACCAACUGAAGAGAUGUGGAGUAAAAUAGCUAAGGGGUUUGAAGAAUAUGCUAACUUUCCAAAUUGCUGUGGUGCAAUUGAUGGAAAACAUAUAAGGAUUAUUAAGCCUCAAGAUAGCGGAUCCUUAUAUUAUAAUUAUAAACACUAUUUUUCCAUCGUACUUCUAGCUAUCUGUGACGUGAAUUAUAAGUUCACAUUUAUUGAUGUCGGCUCUUAUGGGAAAGCUUCAGAUUCGACUAUCUACAAAGAAUCGAAAUUAUUCAAAAAAUUGGAAGACCAAUCCCUGAAUUUACCUGCACCAAAAGCAAUUUCUAGUAGUUCUGGUCCUGUAAACUACUGUUUUGUUGGUGAUGAAGCUUUUGGUCUUGCAGAACACAUGUUGAGACCUUAUUCAGGAAAACACUUGAAUAUUGAAAAAAGAAUUUUCAACUAUAGGCUUUCUCGAGCCAGGCGUCAUAUCGAGUGUGCCUUUGGGAUAUUAGUGAAUAAGUGGAGAAUACUACAUCGACCAUUGAAUGUGUCAAUAGAUUUCGCCGAAGACAUCGUGAAGGCCUGUUGUAUACUACACAACUUUGUUCGUCAGAGAGAUGGAUUUAAUUUCCAUCAUACAUUGACUGUACCAGGACUUCACGAUAUCGAUAACGCCCACGUGCAAUCUCGUCGUUCAUUAAACACCAGAGAUAUAUUGAAAGAUUAUUUUAUUAGCAACGAGGGAGCUGUACCUUGGCAAAAUAAUAAAAUAUAAUAAAUAUAUAAUAAUAAUGUAAAAUAAAAUUGUCCAAAAACUUA